This is a messenger RNA of Symbiodinium necroappetens, 615 nucleotides long. NCBI's taxonomy places the organism in Eukaryota, Dinophyceae, Suessiales, Symbiodiniaceae. The record is from the annotation of a GenBank genome assembly.
GCCCUUUGGGCCAAAUAUGCCGCCCGCACAGAAGAGCUGCUGUCAGAGUUGCGUUUCGAGGAGGCGGCUCGCUUCGCGUCAGCCUUCUCCACGGCCAGAUACGUUGACUUUGCAUUGUUUGCGAAGCUGUCAGCUAGGGCGUUGGAGUGCUUGCCGCAACAGGAAGCGGAACUGAUCUCUGCGCAAGACCUUCGACGAAUGGCAAUCGCCUGUGGAAAGGCUCAAGCCUUCGACAGCGAUUUACUCGAGGGCAUGGUGCCUUUGAUCGCGGAUCGAGUUCAAGAGUUCCGCCCUCGUGAGCUUGUGCACAUUGCGGACGCUUAUGCGCGGAUGCCUGUGCAAAAUCCAGAGCUUUUCGCGCUUGUUGCAGAAGCCCUGCCCCGUUAUCUCUACGAUUUGACUCCGCCCGAACUGGCCAGCCUUUGCAGAAGCUUUGCCGAGGCAGCGGUGUUCAACGAGGAUCUUGCCGAUGCGCUUGGGGCGGAGGUCUCAAAGAGAUCCAAAAGCUUCGGCGCCAUGGAGUGCCUGGUCUUCCUCGACGCCCUCUCGCGGCUCCACGAAGGAAUGCCUGAGGAGCUACGAGCCUCUCGCAAAGAACGCGAUGCGGAGGUCGUC